Messenger RNA from Ascochyta rabiei, 1371 nucleotides. RefSeq lists its product as uncharacterized. NCBI's taxonomy places the organism in Eukaryota, Fungi, Ascomycota, Dothideomycetes, Pleosporales, Didymellaceae. The record is from RefSeq and is a predicted model, not a curated record. Bases 1 to 1371 code for a protein of 456 amino acids. The transcript is spliced from 2 exons.
AUGCGCGGCAGCCCGUACCCGCCCCGGGCCAGCGCCAACACCGCCGCCAUGCGCGCACCCGAACCGCCCAAGCGCAAGGUCUUCAACUGCAUAGUCGACGACACGGCCCUGAUCGCCGGCGUCAAGAAGAGCACCCGUGACGGAAUCCGCAAGUGGGUUUCGCAGGGCGCCAUCUGCAUCUUCGUCCCGCUGCACACACUCACUGCCCUCCACCGCCUCAAGAACGGCAACGAGCGCAUCAACGCAGAUGCCCGCGAGGCUGUCAAAUGGCUGGACGACAUCACCUCCAUGUCUUCGGCCGACGCGGCCGACCGUGUGCUGCUCGAGGGCGUCGAGGAAGCAUACUCCACCUGGGACCAAGUGGAGAAGUUCAUGCUGCCCGACACACUUCUCUCCAUGGACGAUAGCGAGUCCGACGACGACGACUACCACGAGGAUCUGGAGAGCUCGUUCAAUGCACUCGAAAUGUCCGACGAAACUUCCAUCAGCUCCACCCAUAGCCUCGAAGACGCUGCGCCAAAGACGCCAGAGUCCCCGCGCCCGCUCUUGAGCAAAAGCAAGCUCGGCCAGCACCAAGACGCUGCAUGCAACGAGGACGUGAACGCCAUUGCAUUGGAGUCGCCCGACCGCACUGCGCGCAACAGUGCGGAGCUGUCUCGUGGAGGACGCUCGCCUAAGCGUGCUGUACCUGCCUAUCUGAAGCCGCUAUUCAACCACGUCCUGUGGCGCAUCAACAAAGAGUCGAACCCGGACGCUGCGCUUGCCUCGUACAUUCUCCUCACAAACGAUCCUACCAAGCAGAUGAUUGCUUCCAAGUUCGGCAUCCGUGCCAAGCGUCUUGAGCAGCUUCGCGACACGGUCGCCCGCGAGGAUCGAGAGUACAAGAAUCACUUGACUCUGCACAGGAUCGAGUCAGAGUCCAGCCCCGCAAAGAAGACUGCGCCUGCUGUACCCAAAGCCGCCGAGCGCCCCAACUCCAGCCACUCCAGCCAAGAUAAGCUAGAAGACCGCUCCGACGACGAGGAUGUGGUUUUGUUUCAGCGUGCGCCCCGUGGUCCUGCGGCAACGACGAACACCCAGCGCGUUUGGGAUCCUAACGAUUUCGGCCGUAUCAAACAACAGCAGUCGCCUCGGGGAGGUCGUGGGGGACAUGCUGGACCUCGAGGUCGUGGUGUGCCAUCUUCUCGAGGUCGCGGCGGCGCCUUUGUCCCUCGUGGAGCGUACGCUCCACCAGGACCGCCAGUUCGCGCCCCGCCAGUCCCUCGUCACGACCCGAAUGCACCUAUUGAUCCGAACUCAUACGCUCGCCCAGUCACGCGGCCAAGCCCGGCGCGUGGUGGAGGUGGACGGAAGCUUUGGGAGCCGAACUAG